UACUGUAAUAACAAAAUAUUUGUGAGCUGUUACUAGGUUUGAAACUACAAUAAUGUAUAUUAAUGUGCUGUUAUGCUUUUAAAGGUGCUUUCUACUACACCCUCGGUAACAUAAAGCCUGAAAACCGAUCACACCUCAAUGCUAUUCAACUACUUGCCAUAGUCACUACCAAACUACUCAAGAAGUAUGGCAUAGAUCCAACCCUGCAAGUCAUCAUUAGAGACCUUUCUUACUUAGAACAGAUGGCUUUACAUUGAGAACAAUUGAAAGCUACUCACGUCAAUGCCAACUCCUUGAUGGAGGUGAUCACUUCAAAAAGACAUAUGGGUUAAAUCAACGCUCAUUGUUGAAUGAUUCCCGGUAUUUUCAUGUGAUUGAUGGUUUACCAGCUGAUGCAAUGCAUGAUGUCUUAGAAGGUGUCCUACAGUAUGUGGUCAAAGAGGUCUUAAAGGUUUUAAUCAAUGAAAAAAGGCUAUUUACAUUGGAUGAGCUGAACACAAGAAUUAGAACAUUUGACUUUGGGUAUCAUAGUGACACAAACAGACCUGCCCCCAUCCAGCCAACAAGACUUGUGUCUAAUGACCACACCCUGAAGCAACAUGCAAAUCAGAUGUGGUGCCUUGGGAUGUUUUUGCCGCUCCUGGUUGGAGACCUUGUUCCAGAGGAUGAUGAGCACUGGGAACUUUUUUGUAUUCUUCUUCAGAUAAUGAGGAUUGUGUUCUCUCCUGUCAUUGAUAAGGAGCAACUUCCUUACUUGCAGGUCCUAAUUCAGCAUCAUCAUCAAAUGUUCCAACAGCUCUUCCCUGGCUGCUCUAUAACUCCAAAGAUGCACUAUAUGGUACACAUGCCAACAACUAUCCUGAAACUUGGGCCUCUAGUUCAUAGUUGGUGUAUGCGGUAUGAAGCUAAACAUCACUAUUUUAAGCGAACAGCAAUUCUACUUGGCAACUGGAUCAAUCUGCCAUUCUCUCUGGCUAAACGUCACCAGGAAGGCUUGUGUUACAGGCUCCAAACUGCCGGAGGAGGCCUAAGUACCUUUAUUGAAAAAGGUAUCGAGAAUGGUCCAGGGAAAGAGUCUUUGGCUGGUGAUGUUUCAUAUUGGAACCUAGUCAAGGCAGAAUUUCCUAAUGUUGAUGUUGGCUCAUCCUUAUAUGAUUAUGAUGACGUAAUCAAUGACGCCGUGUCACGUGUCCAUUUUGUUGGAUGUCCCUUGACCUCAAGACAACUUGGCUUAAGUUUGGUCGUGUCACAACUCUCUGAACAAGCAGCACGGACGGACUUGUAUAAACCUACAGAAGCGAGAGGGUCAGAGAAUUUAUCAAGAAUAAGGCUGUAUCGGAAAAUCAUCGGCAGUUUUUUACGCGGCACAGCAGCCACUAGAGAUGACGGAGAUGGGGGAGGAUGUAAUCAACAACACGACGUCGAGUGGGCUAGUGAAAUGCCUUGCCAAGAACAAGAAGGGAUACGUUCUCUCCCCAGGGGUCUACGAAGUUCUAAACAAACUUUUGAAGUCGGACGAGGACAACGCUUCCGGUGACAUCCAGCUAUUGUGCAAGUUGUUCUCUGGUGAGCCGGCGAGCUACCGCUUUUCGACGGAGAAUAAGCGAACUAUCGAGGCGAACACGCCGUUUUGCAUUUUGGGUUCAACCCAAAUCACGAAUGCGGCAAGACUCAUUGCCCACAUGAACUUCGGUCAUGGGCCGAUCGAUCGGUUUUUAGUGUCGGCACCGAUGGCAUUGCGCCCAACACUAAACGAGAUAGAAACAGCAAAAGAGAAUCUGAGAGAAGAAGUCACCAGCGACUUCGGAGACGUGUUUGCCAACAUCAAGCUGGCAGAAAACGAGGUGGUGUACACGUUUGAUGCCAACGGCAAGCAAGCGCUGUGCGGCAGCAUCGAACGUUUCGUCGAAGAGGUCAACGAUGCCAUCCUGUCGGGACGAUAUCCACCGAAAUCGAAGACUCCUGAACUGGUACCAAGGCUGGCUACAUCAUUGCACGUACUCAGCCACACACUGGAGAAAGUCCUUGAAGGCGGUGUUCCCAGUGACCCACCAACGAACAUCAGUGCAGAAACCCUCGCCAGUGCAACAGCUUUGGCCAAGUAUCUCGAAUCACAAAAA
This is a messenger RNA of Nematostella vectensis (starlet sea anemone), 2120 nucleotides long. RefSeq lists its product as uncharacterized. Bases 398 to 1537 code for a protein of 379 amino acids. The record is from RefSeq and is a predicted model, not a curated record. NCBI's taxonomy places the organism in Eukaryota, Metazoa, Cnidaria, Anthozoa, Actiniaria, Edwardsiidae. The transcript is spliced from 7 exons.